Molecule: messenger RNA, 5914 nt
Organism: Trametes versicolor FP-101664 SS1
Lineage: Eukaryota; Fungi; Basidiomycota; Agaricomycetes; Polyporales; Polyporaceae
Product: TPR-like protein
Exons: 20
Coding region: 1-4281 (1426 amino acids)
Cellular component (GO): Ski complex
Molecular function (GO): protein binding
Source: RefSeq, a predicted model, not a curated record
AUGUCUGCGUUCGUGAAGAGCAAGUUGAAAGCUGCCAAGGAUGCUAUAGGCAAGCAAAAUUACGAGAAAGCGCAGGAAGCGGCGUUAGGUGUGUUAGAGUAUGAACCAGACAACUAUCACGCAAAUGUGUUCCUUGGUCUUGCAUACAUGAAGUUAGGCGAUCUCGAGAAGAGCGAGCAAGCAUAUCGCAAAGCGAUUGAUUCCAACGCCGUCCAAAUUCUCGCAUGGCAGGGGGUUUCCCAACUCUACGAGGUCUCCCGAAAAUGGGGCGAGUAUGCGCGAACUUUGGAGAAAUUGGCCCAUCUUUAUGCAACUGCGAAUGAUGCCACUAAGUGCGCGGAAGCCGUUCAGAAGCUCCUCGAGCUCCGGCGCGAUGAAAGCAAGAGCAACCGCAUACAGCUAGCGGAGGCCUUAUCCCUUCUACUGCCUGAAUCGCCUCUAUAUUCCGCCCUUUCGUCCCUUCCUCCGCCAGACCCAACGAAUCCUAUCUCUACGAACAUCGGAGAAACGCAGGCCGCGAUCCACAACUCGUUACCCGUAUUAGAGGAGCUCAUCUCUAUCUACGAGCAAGAAGAGAACAACACGGCGCAGAACGAGAUCUCCAAACGCAGAACACGUUUGGGUGCUCCGCCACUGGAUCAGAUUCACCGCGAUGUCACUUUGGAGGUCCUGGGCUCCUCUCAGCUCCCGCGCCUCUACGACGAGAUCCUCAACCAUCCGAACACCUCGGACGACCUACGGCGUAUCACCGAAGCGAAACUGCUCCGAACGAAGCAACGCCACCUUUAUGCCCUUCCUGUUACAGGAAAGCAGCAGGAUCCCAAAGCGCGACUCGCUGCUGAAGUAGAGAAGCUGAUCAGCGGAAUGGUUCUGCUCAAGAUUCCAGAUGACUUGGCGUGGUCGUUGUUCAUCGAGGGCAAAGACGUUGAUAGCAUAGAGGGUUACGAUUUCGGGACUUUAAGACAGUACAUCGAGCUGUUUCCGGCAUCGCCUUUGGAAAAGCUACUUCGAGCAUACUUCGAGUACAUGACCAUCCCCCUAGAUGACGACGAUGAAGACGAAAGAGGAGCUGCUCCGGAACCUGACACGGAGGUAGACCAUGUCGAAAUUAUCAUUGAAGCCUUCGCCGAGCUUGGCGAAUCGUUGCUCGCUCAUCGUAUUGUCGCCGAGCUCUACGAGCAGGACUCAGACUACGAAAACGCGAUCAAGGUAUCCGAGAGCGGGCUGGAGCUCGUCCGCCGCGCCGAGUUGAACUGGGGCAGACCGUUCAAACAAGUCACGAAGGCCUUCAACAUCGUAUUGGCGACGUCGCUGGUGCAUUGGUUCCCGCCAAAGAACCACAUUCGCGCUCUGAGAAUCAUCGACGACAUCCUCUUGGAGGAUCCCGACUGUGUUCCCGCGCUCAUGGGCAGGGGCUUCAUCCUUCAGUAUGCAAAGAGGUGGGAGGAGGCAGCAGAGUUUUUCAGCAAGGUGGUCAAGCUGCAACCUGAGGACUUCGACCAGGCGAGCCGUUCCAGGGAGGAGCGGGCGUGGUGUCUCGCUAUGUGUGGUCGACUACAAGAAUCUGCCGAUGGGCUGAGAGAAGUCAUCGACGCUCUUGAGAACAUCGAAGGCCAUGAAGAAGAUAAGGCUCGAUGUUGGUGGAAGCUCGGGCGAUGCUGCUGGCAGAUGGGUGACAAGAACCGAGAAGAGGCAUACAAACACUUCGUCACAUCGCUCAAGCGGUCUCCGACGUUCGCGCCUGCCUUCACAUCGCUGGGUAUCUACUAUUCGGAAUACGUCUCGCCGCCGGAUCCCAACAGAGCCUCGAAGUGCUUCCAGAAAGCGUUCGAACUUGACCCACGUGAGGCGGAUGCUGCGCGCAGACUAGCGGAGGGCUUCGCGGAAGAAGGGGAAUGGGACCUUGUGGAGGUGGUGGCGCGCCGCACCAUCCUGGGUGAAGGAGGCCUGGAGGACGGCCCAGAGGCGAGAGCUUCCCGUCGAUACCUCCCGAUCAAUGCCUGGGCAUGGAAGGCUGUUGGUGCAGUGGAGCUGACGCGACGGAACUACGUUGCUGCGAUCGAAGUAUUCCAAAUCGCACUUCGGGCGGAUGUCGACGACCACAUGUCUUGGCUACGGUUGGGCGAAGCCUACAGCAAGGCCGGGCGGUUCGCGGCAGCAUUCAAGGCACUCGAACACGCACGCGAGCUGGACCCUGAAGACUGGAUUGCAUCAUACUUCAUUGGCGAGGUGCAGCGGCAAAUGGGGCAGUACGAAGAAGCUAUCGAAGCUUUCCAGUCGAUCCGCGCUAGCCGUCCACAAGAACUGGGAGUGCUUCAUUCUCUCGGGCAGAGCUACCUUGACCUAGGCCGCUUCGAGCUCGCAACGGGCUUCUCAGCGAGAGCGGAGACGUCCUUCCUCUGCGCAGUCGACGUCAGCCUUGAUCUCUUGGACGCAAGCUCGGGCUUCCGGCGCGUGGCAUGGAAGACGAUCGCCGACGCGCUGUUCCAUCUGUCUGGCUUCGCAAACAUCUCCGACGACGAUCUCGCACGAGAGGUGCUCUCGCGGGUUAUCCCGCUAGUGACGGAUCAUCCUGGAAAGGGCCUCACUGACAUCGUUUCCUACCCUUUGUCCGUGGUGGACUCGAGUGACCUCCCGCUUCUUGCGCUCGACACAGCUCUGACAGCAUACGAUUAUCGCUUGACCCUCGGCGCCGUGGAUGACGCGGCCAAAGCAACUGUGUACUACGACCUCGGCUCCGCACUGUCGACGUUUGCUAGGCGGGCUACCGAUAGCGCGAAACGUGAGCACGCCCAGCAACACGCCAUCGCACAGUUCAAGGAGGCGCUGCGACACGAGCUUAGUAAUGAUGCAUUCUGGGUGGCACUCGGGAACGCAACCUUCCUGUCUCAGCCUGGUGUAUGCCAGCAUUCUUACAUCCGCGCCCUGGAGGUCGACUCUAAGAACGCCGCGACGUGGUCAAAUCUGGGACUGUUCUAUCUCCACCACGAGGACGCGGAGCUUGCCAACGAGGCAUUCUACAAGGCGCAGACUCUAGAUCCGGACUACGCGCUGGCGUGGAUCGGACAGGGCCUCGUCGCGUCAGUGAACGGACACGAUAGAGAGGCGCGCGCACUGUUCGAGCAUGCCACUACGCUGACCGCAACAGUGCCCGAGGCGGAUCUGGAGUUCGCAACGCGUCUCUUCGCAAAAAUCAACCAGUCGACAACGUCGCGCUCCGGGACCCAGGAGGCUUUCCUACCCGCCUUCUUCGUGCUCGACCGCUUCUGCAAGCAGCGCCCGCACGACGCCUCCGCGCUGCACCUCUUCGGCCUCGUCUGCGAGCGCGUCGGGCACAUUGACCUCGGCAUUGAGCUCAUUGGCCGCGCCAUCACCGUGCUCGAGGCCGCGUACGAGGAGUCGGAGGACGCAGCGAUCGAACGCCAGUUCACCGUCGCGCACACGAACGUUGCGCGCCUGCGGCUGUCUGCGGGCGACUUCGCCGGCGCGCUCGAGUCGUACCAGGUCGCGACGGGGUUGUUGCCCGACGAGCCUAGCGAAUACGAGGCGGACACGACGGUGCUGCUGGCUCAGUGCCAGUUUGGCGCAGGGCUCGCGCACUUCAAGCUUGGGGAACUGCCGGAGGCGCUCGCGCUCUUCGAGGCGGCUAUGGCGACGGCUGCGGACCAGCCCGUCGUGCGCGGUCACGUUGUGGUGCUGCUCGCUCAGACGCUAUGGGCAAUCGGGACAGACGAGGCGAAGGAGACUGCUAAAACGCAGCUCCUGCAGAGCAUCGAGUACGACCCCGAGAACCUCAUGGCGAUCAACACGCUCGCCGGGAUGGGCAUCCUCACGGACGACGACGGUCUCGUCGACGCCGCGCUCUCUGAAGUCCUCUCGCUGCCGCUCAACCAGCGGCAUGAGCGCGACCCCGAGCGCGACGUCACGUACCUCCUCGUGCAGCACCACCUUGGCCAGGGAGACCCCAAGCAAGCACUGUCCGUCGCCCAGAAGGCCGUGUUCGCAGAGCCCGAGCGCACCGACGUCCGCCGCUCGCUCGCCGCGCUCACGCUCCGGAGCGGCGCACACGGGGCGGCGCUCGCGGUCCUCGGGUCGCACCCCGAGGGCGACUUCGCGGAGCUGCGCGCGUCACUUGCACUGCAUGCGGUCGCGCUGUGCGUCGAGAGCUGGGAGGACGCCCCGGGCGCGCUCAGGCUCGCGCAGAAGGGCGUCAUGCUCUCGCCGUGGGAUCGGCGUGGGUGGGAGACACUCGCGUACGUCCGGAGUCGUGCCACGCCGUGAGCCCUGCGGAGACUGUCAGAUGAACGAGACAAGAACCUGUAUCGAUUAGCAGCAUGGAGUAGUCAAGAUAGUUGUUGUAAGCGCCAGUCGCGACCACGGAGGAUGAAAGGAAUGUAGUCGUAAAUUGAGCUGUGAAAUACACCGCGAUUAACCCGCCGUCUAUGGUACGUGCCAGAGUAUGCUAAAUAGUGCGCAGAUGCGCUGCGGCCGCUGGUCCAGCCGUGUCCGUCUAUGAUGACGUGUUAUAGCGUGCUGCUGCGUGGGACCCUACGCCUGCGCGGCGUCGUGCUGCCCGAUUGCAUUGCGCGCGAUAGCCAGUACACGCGUGCGGACCAGGUCGCUGUCGGUGCCGGUCUGCGCGAGCCACCAUCGGAGGCGCGCGCGUUGGGCUUCCGUCGAGAGACCCUCCGUGACAAUUCCGCGCUCCUCCAGCGCAUCACGGAGCUCGUUCACGGAGAGCCGCUCACCCGCGUUCUCGCGAGCCAGCAGCGCGUCGUCCGCCGCGAGUGCCUGCAGAUGGUUCUUUAUCCUGCGCAGGCGCAUAGGGGGGAUGCCGAAGGUGGAGAGCGACAGCACACCGCUGAGUGAAAUGAGCGCAAGGCGGUCGAGCAACGCGUCAACAGAUGCCGCGGGCUCAGCGAGCGCGCGUGCGUGGACCUGCUCGAAGGUGGGUCGCAUAGCAAGCGCGAACUCACGCUGCUUUUCGCGGCGCUUGUUGUCGAUGCGCUCCUUCUGCGAGGGGAGGAGGCACGUCGAGGGCAGCAGGAAGGGCGUGUAGAUCACGACGAGAGGGAUUGCCUCCUCCGCGAUGAUUAUGAUGAGUGCGAACGGGAUGAGCUUGAGGGCGUCCCGCUUGUAGUUCGCGAUGAAGCGCGUCUCCCAACGGGACAGAGGCGCCCCGCCGGCUGCGACGCGCGCAUGCAUAGCGCGGACGCGCAGGCGGUUAGUGUUAAUCAGCUUCACGCCGUUCCAGUAGAAUUUGAAGAGCUCCUUGGCCUGGUGGAAGAGCUUGCCGGCCCAGGACGCGUCGGCUGGUGGGGGCGUGAGGAUGCCGUGCUUCGACGCCUCCUCGUAGUCCUCCUUUGCGACUUCGAUCACCCCAUGCGCAUGGGUUGACGAUGUUGUACUAGCGGAGCCUUCUGAGGUGGAUUGGGAAGUGGAUGGUGUGUGUUCCGACACGGCAGAGGCUGCGCUGGAGGCAGAGGGAGAGGUGGAAGCAGGAGCAGAAUCCGAGGAUUUCGUCGGCUUGACGGGACCUGGACGGAGCUCGACCUUGUGCUUGCGAGGUGCGGAUCCCGGAACAGUCGGAGGGAUCUCCUUAGAGGUCGACACCGUGGUGGGAGGAGGCGUAGUGGAUACAAAGCGCGAGGCGAAGGGGUAGAUCGCCACUGGCCCGGAUGACCUCCAUGACGAACCGUCGAGCGUACGCACUGACAGAGUGAUAUUCCGAGAGCUAUAUCUCCUUGCGGUAGUUGCCCGAUGGUGUUUGGCUACCGCACGGCUAUCCACCAGGCCAUUCCGCCUCAACGAAGCAAGCAUUAAAAACGAGUCCUAAGGGUCCUAGCAGGUCCACGUCUCUCUUCCAGUGUCGUCCAGGGUGAUCGGAGUGAGAGCAGUCGAGGAAAGAUGGUUG